Molecule: messenger RNA, 589 nt
Organism: Pelecanus crispus (Dalmatian pelican)
Lineage: Eukaryota; Metazoa; Chordata; Aves; Pelecaniformes; Pelecanidae
Source: RefSeq, a predicted model, not a curated record
AUGUGGAUUGAAGACUAUCGUUUUGAUGGCUUCCGAUUUGAUGGUGUUACAUCUAUGUUGUAUCACCAUCAUGGGAUUGGCACAGGAUUCAGUGGAGAUUACAACGAAUAUUUUGGCCUACAUGUGGAUGAAGAUGCUUUGUGUUAUCUAAUGAUGGCAAACCACAUGAUUAAAUUCUUGCAUCCGGAAUGCAUAACCAUAGCAGAGGAUGUUUCUGGAAUGCCAGCUCUUUGUCGUCCUGUUGCAGAGGGAGGAGGGGGUUUUGAUUAUCGACUAGCCAUGGCUAUUCCAGAUAAGUGGAUACAGAUAAUUAAGGAGCUGAAAGAUGAAGACUGGAAUAUGGGCAAUAUUGUGCAUACAUUAACAAACAGACGGUAUGAAGAAAAGUACAUUGCAUAUGCAGAGAGCCAUGAUCAGGCACUUGUUGGUGAUAAGACGUUGGCGUUUCGACUGAUGGAUGCAGAGAUGUAUACAAACAUGAGUGUGCUCUCGCCUCUUACUCCAGUUAUUGAUCGUGGAAUACAGCUUCAUAAAAUGAUUCGUCUCAUUACUCAUGCACUUGGAGGAGAGAGCUAUCUGAACUUCAUGG